AUGAGAGUGCCGAAGGCCUUUGCUCUGACUCCACUGGAACUUGGUUGUCAUGGCGAAAGGUGUGCUUGCCUUUCUGGCCUUGUUACAUUUGACCACCUUACAUUGUCAACAGAAGAAUGUGUAAAUGGUAAAUGUAGCCUCACCGCAACUGAUUCUUACUUCCUCAUGCACCGGCUGCACUUGACGGUGUAUUCACGCCUUUACAGACGCGCUUACACACAUGCUUGCUAUGACAGGCGAGCACUAAGUGGGCUCUGCGAAGAGGACCCCAAGGUUGGUACAGCGACCUGGCGACGUGACAAGCCGAUUGAGCCGGGAGGGCAAGACAAUUGA
This is a messenger RNA of Protopolystoma xenopodis, 333 nucleotides long. The record is from the annotation of a GenBank genome assembly. NCBI's taxonomy places the organism in Eukaryota, Metazoa, Platyhelminthes, Monogenea, Polystomatidea, Polystomatidae.